CCUCCUUGCGCCGGGCGCGGGGCGGGCCCGGCCCGGGCCUGGCGUGGCCCGGAGGAGGUGGCUCCGGCCGUGGAAGCGGCUGUGUGCCCAUGGCGGCCGCGGCGGAGGGGCCGCCCGAGGCCGGCGCGCAGCCAGCCAAGCAGGAUCCUGCUAUUGAAACUGCAGAGGAAGCUAAGGAGCCAGCAGAAGCAGAUAUCAAUGAACUCUGCAAAGACAUGUUCAGCAAAAUGGCCACUUACUUGACAGGUGAACUGACAGCCACCAGUGAAGACUACAAACUCUUGGAAAACAUGAAUAAGCUGACUAGCUUGAAGUACUUAGAAAUGAAAGAUAUUGCUAUAAACAUCAGUAGAAAUCUGAAGGAUUUAAACCAAAAAUAUGCUGAUCUUCAGCCAUAUCUGGAACAGAUAGACCUAAUUGAGGAACAGGUUGCAGCUCUGGAGCAGGCAGCUUAUAAACUGGAUGCAUAUUCCAAAAAACUUGAAGCCAAGUACAAAAAACUGGAGAAACGAUGAAAUUACCAUAGUCUGUAAGCUGGAGCUGGGCAUGAAUCCGACUGAUCUCUGGUUUUGCACAGCAGUAAUUCUGUAUGUUGGCAAGGAUUUGGUUUACAACUGACAUGGAGACUGGGACUUUUUCCAGCUAUUGGUAGGCUGUGUUCAGGCAUAAGGCUGAAUAAUAUUUUCCUCUUCUCAAGGGGUACUGUUGCCUCAGUUCUGCAGUGAAAAGUAGAAGCCUGUCUUUAACUCAUGUCAGUAUUGGCUAUAUGUGUGUUAGUCCUGUUCUCCACAUGAAAUACUUGGUCUAGGGAAAGUCUUCCAUAAUCUGUAAAGACAUUUUCCCUUAGUAGCAGCUGGACCUAAACUUCAAUUUUUCUUUCAUUGGGUUCUGUGUUGGGAAGAUACCUGGAACUUUGGACUUAAUGGGUGGGGUAUUGAAAACACUUCAUUUUGGUGUCCCCUUUUAUCUGUUUGAAAUAGAGAGACAAAUUUACAAUAAACUUGCUGUAUAUAUUU
This is a messenger RNA of Zonotrichia leucophrys gambelii, 1016 nucleotides long. It is a transcript of the gene BLOC1S2, whose product is annotated as biogenesis of lysosomal organelles complex 1 subunit 2. Gene Ontology annotation, molecular function: gamma-tubulin binding. The transcript has 5 exons. Gene Ontology annotation, cellular component: BORC complex; BLOC-1 complex; gamma-tubulin complex. Lineage: Eukaryota; Metazoa; Chordata; Aves; Passeriformes; Passerellidae. Bases 90 to 515 code for a protein of 141 amino acids. Gene Ontology annotation, biological process: endosomal transport; lysosome localization. The record is from RefSeq and is a predicted model, not a curated record.